Sparassis crispa is the source of this 804-nucleotide messenger RNA. RefSeq lists its product as hypothetical. The transcript is spliced from 5 exons. The coding region runs from base 1 to 804 and encodes 267 amino acids. Gene Ontology annotation, molecular function: heme binding; oxygen binding. Lineage: Eukaryota; Fungi; Basidiomycota; Agaricomycetes; Polyporales; Sparassidaceae. The record is from RefSeq and is a predicted model, not a curated record.
AUGCAAACGUCGUUCGCCAACCUCGAAAUCCGUUCGAAUCACGGGGAGACAUCCAUGUCCUCGCCCACAUCGCAGAGCGGGCUCCUUGACGAGUCGCACCAUGGUUGCCCAUUCUCUGGCGCCAGCGGCAACCACGCGGACCACACACAGCCGGCGGGGAAACCCCAGGCUACAUGUCCCGCCAUCUUCACACAGGAAGUCGAUCCCAUCCUUAUCAAGCACUCGUUGGAGGACCGCAUCGCGUACCUCACAGACUUUCUCAACUUCACUUCGGCAGACUCGGAUGUGAUCAACAAAGUUGCGCCCCAUGUGAACGACGUGAUCCCGGAAGUCGUCGACUCGAUGUAUGCGAAGCUCUUUGAGUUCGACAUCACGAAGAAAGUGUUCAUGAAAAGGAACCAGGGAUUCGAUGGUCCUCUCCCAAAGAGAUUAGAAGACCUUACCUUGGACAGUCCUCAAAUAGUAUUCCGAAAAGUAUUCAUGAGAUCAUGGGCACGUCGCGUUCUCACGUCCGACUAUGCAAGUGGCAAAACCUGGGCCUACAUGGACAAGGUCGGGUUGAUGCACACUGGAGCAUCGCCGUUCAAGCACCAGCGCUCCCUCGGAAUUACUCCACUGAACGUUCCAUAUCGGGAUUGCGCUCUGACGCUGGGGUUGGUGCAGAACAUCUUGCAGACCGCAAUUCUUCGUUUGCCAGCGGACAAAGCAACGACAGAGGACAAGAUUGCAGCUGUCUCAGCCAUCAACAAGGUCAUCUGGAUCCAGAACGACUUGUUUUCACGGCAUUAUAUUGUCGACGAGUAG